Molecule: messenger RNA, 3953 nt
Organism: Melanotaenia boesemani (Boeseman's rainbowfish)
Lineage: Eukaryota; Metazoa; Chordata; Actinopteri; Atheriniformes; Melanotaeniidae
Gene: raver1
Product: ribonucleoprotein, PTB-binding 1
Exons: 14
Coding region: 46-2241 (731 amino acids)
Molecular function (GO): RNA binding
Source: RefSeq, a predicted model, not a curated record
UCGGACACAGUUUCCAGACUGAAAAAACUUCCACCAAAGUGAAUUAUGGCGGCCGCCGUGUCUGUUAGUUCAGCUGGCAGAGGUGAAAGUACAGACACUGGGUCCAGUUUUGUCUCUCGUCCACUUCAUGAAAACCAUGACCUCACUGCGGAUCAAGAAAACUUGAUGGUCAGAGAUCAUCAGUAUUCCGAACUCGUACCCAGAGAAGAGGACGCGACAUCGGGACACGAGUAUCAGCGAAGAGUCGAGGAGGACUUGACAUCACUGUGCCUCGAAGAAAUCGAGAGCCGCUUGGAGAGAACUCGUCGGGAAUUUUACAACCGUAGGAAAAUUAUCAUAAAAAAUCUACCUUCCGACGUUAGUAAUCAGGAGGUCCAUGAGCUGUUGGGCAGCUAUGAUUUAAAGUACUGCUUUGUUGACAAAUACAAAGGCACAGCAUUUGUAACACUACUCAAUGGGGAACAGGCGCAGUGUGCCAUCAAAGAGUUCCACCAACAUGUUAUGCGAGACAGGGAGAUCUCAGUACAGCUGCAGCCGACUGACGCUCUGCUGUGCAUCGCUAACCUGCCUCAAGCCUUCACGCAGCAGCAGUUUGAGGAGCUGGUGCGACCCUUUGGCAACCUAGAGCGCUGCUUCCUGGUUUACAGCGCCUCCACGGGGCAUUCCAAAGGCUACGGCUUUGUGGAGUACAUGAAAAAGGACUCUGCAGCCAGGGCCAAGUCGGAGCUCUUAGGGAAGCAGCUGGGCUCCCGCAUGCUGUAUGUUCACUGGACUGAGGUGGGCUCGCUCACAUAUCCACAGCUGCACUCCAAAUGCUUGUGUGUUGAUCGUCUACCCCCAAGCCUGCUGACAGCCCAGGACCUCCGCACUGCCCUUGCUGACACCCAUGCACCAGUGUUCUGCCAGUUGGCUCAGGGACAAGAUGGAAGUUUCCGGCGUUUUGCUGUAUUGGAGUUUGCCACUGCUGAGAUGGCCGAGGAGGCACAAUGGCUCGCAGAUGGCAGGCUGCUGGGCGGGACACACAUCAGGGUGUCCUUCUGUGCCCCCGGCCCUCCUGGAAGAAGCAUGCUGGCUGCUCUGAUUGCUGCACAAACCAUGGCUGUAAAUCGAGGCAAAGGUCUCCUCCCUGAUCCCACGGCCAUGCAGAUACUCACAGGUCUUAAUAACCCUGCCACCCUCAAGAUGUUGCUAAACCCUCUACAGAAACAAGGCCUCCUCGGAGCAGCCCCUGCAAUGCCAUUGCUGGCCAACCCUGCUCUCUCUGCUGCCCUACUCCAGCUGCUUCUUCAGAACCAGGCCAAAGUCCAGCAGCAGGCUGGACUCAUCGGGGAGAAUCCUCUGGCUGCUCUGCCUAUCCAGCAGGGAGUCCAUCUGCUCGGAGACCUCCCUCAAGGUGGUGUCGUCUCAGGGCUGGGCCUGCAGACCGAUCCCCGACCACCACUAAAGCAAGUACCAAUAGGCAGAUCCCUGGCACGAGAGCAGGAUUCCCCUACAACAGCAUGCAGCUUCCCCCAGACUUCCUCUCCCACUCUACCGGGCGUCUCCAUACCCCUGACGAGUGGAAUGAUGGGGACAGAUGGCCUGGGAUCACAAGGGGUAUCUAUACUGGGCGAUCCUCCAAAAGAUGUGAACCUUCUCCAGAGUGCCUUCCUCAAUGUCAACAAUGUUUUUCCCUCAGGAACAAGUUGCAGACCUCAUCCCUACAGGAAGAGACCUACACUAAGUAAUGUGUCCAACCAGCACACACAUCAGAGUUUACAGCAGAAUUACAACCUGCGCUACCAGGAUUCCUUCAGCCCAGAAUAUCCUUCUCUGCACCAGGAUCCCUUAGCCCAACUGUAUGAACAGCAGGAAAACCUGGAUACAGGGGCCUUGGCAGGAUUUGGUCAGCAGCACUCUCAUCAUCAUGACUACAGUGAGCGGUUUUCCCACUACAAUUACUCUGUCAACCCACCCCUGUCGUCGUACUUCAGCUCAGGGCCAGAGGCUCCCAGUAACAUCAGUCUUUCCACCACCCACCUCAACAGGGCUGCGGGAAUGCCUCCCAUGAGCCACAACACCAACUAUCCUCCAGGCCUGGGGAAUGUUAUGAAGACACCUAUAGGAAGCCACAAGCGUGUGUUCUCCCGGCUUAUCCCAUCACCAGAGCCGAGCCCAGAGGGUGGUUACGUGGGCCAGCACUCCCAAGGCCUCGGUGGUCAUUAUGCAGACUCCUACCUUAAACGUAAGCGUAUAUUCUGAAUAUAGCAGAAUGCCUCUCGCUGUAAGAGUAGCCAUUCAACAGCCAGGUCACGGUGGCAUAUCCUCUAAUCGACUCAGUGUCCUGAUGGUCCUUGGGUUUGUCUCCUGUGAGUGACACCUUGAGGGCACUGAGGAGUGUGACCUCUGGCUGUCUGGACAGUAAUGUAGCUCCAUGAGGUAGUUUUGUGUUUUCUACCUCCCCCUCCCUAUCCUUUUUUUGUGCGUGUAUUCUGUUUUACUGUGCUUUGUAAAUUAACGUUUUACUUUUUUCCUUUAUUUGAAUUUUAUGUUAAGUUGUACAGUGUGAAAAAAAUGGUUAAUUAGUUAUUGAAGUCUUUUAAAUUUAAUUUUUUCUGAUUAUCCCUGUAUUGAGUGUGGUGUGUCAACAGAUCUAUAGAUGGUUUGACCAGUUUACGGUGCCAGACGCACUGCUUUUAUUAAUAGUUGACAUCUCAUGAUAGUGACACUGUCCACAAUUUCAGGCAAAGGGACUUGUUCUGUAUUAAAAACUAGCUUUAUUUCAGAAGCCUUACUUUCCUGACUUAAUGUAAAAAGUUGAGUAGAUUGUUUUGCAAUGGUGUUUUGUGUUUUUUUUUCCUCUCACCACAGGGUUGUAUAUUUUGCUCUUUCAAUUAUUUCUGGUUUCAGGCUUUUCCCAACUGCUUAACAUGCAGCUUUCCAUCCACCAAUGAUAGUUGUAUGUACCCAACAAUGUAUUCUAAGGUGAAGCUCCUGUUUUUACGCAGUCUUUUCUCUGCACUAGUUGUCGAGUAAUGCACUUGGAGAACACAGAUCACAAUCCGUUCUCACCUGUAAAAGAUGCCAUUUCAAGUCUCCUCUCACUUGGUUCAGGGGUCAAAUAUUUUAUGUAACUACUGUGUUUAUACUAGGUUUUUUUUUGUUGUUGUUUUGAACGUUUUAAACCAAACGCCACACCUUGUUGGUUGAGCUGGGCGGUCGGAGGCUGUGGAAGCUCGUUGUUCCAUCUUUCGAGCUGCCAGUAUAUGAAAAACAUGGGAAGGUUUGCAGUCUCAUCAGUGCGAGCCUAAAUUUGCUCGUCUAGUUGAGUGCAAAGCAGCUGGAAUGAUGGGUGCAGUCUGUGUUUGAAGUUUCCCAGUAAUGGUGGAAGUUAAGUCUGUUUGGGGACAUACUAAUGGAAGCUUUUGGCGAGUGAUUGGUAAUGUCUCUCUCUCUCUUCUCUCUCCUUUCUCUCUCUCUCUUUGAUAAUUAUCUGCUUGACAGUUUGAUUGUGAAAACCCAUUACCUCUGACCUCUGCUAGAAAAAGCAGUUACACUUGAGCCUUAACAGUGUUUUCUGUGACAUCAUCCUGCCCUGUGUUGGCUUCCAUCUACAUUUAAUAUUUCUGUGUUAUUUGCUGUGUAAAUAGUUGAAAGCUUGAUCAGUUUUUGGAGUCUCAAACUUUUUUUUUUUUAAUCCCACCUGCCUAUGGUCUGGUGUUUGUUUUCUUUCUUUCUUUUUAUUUUUUUUGAAUGAAACAUGCUGCUCACUGUGAUGUUUUUCAUGUAUGUUUUGACUGCAUUUGUGAUAAAGAGUGGCACGCAGCAGACUGCUCAUGUUGUGUAUGGACCAAGAGAUGCAGCUGUGCUGUAUAUUUAUCAUUCAGUUAAACUGAUUUGGACUUUCACUGCUAUCUAAUCUGUACCACCAUGAUUGUCUCUGUAUGUGUGUGAUGUGCGCAAGUAAAUGUUAU